GUAUAUUAUUUACAUUCUUUCCAAAAGUGAAUUGCAACAAACGUGAAAUAAACUAAUAAACGAAAAGUCUGUCACAAACAACGCCGCUUAAAGUCAAUUUACGUCAGGUAUACGACGUCGUUAUUGACACGGGAGAUAAUCAACAACUCCUCCCCUCUUUUCCUCUCUGCGUUUUCUUCGACUAUAGAACUCUGUUUUUUUUUUUUUCUUCAGAAUUUUAUUACUAAAAAUAAAACAAACCCAUUACUUAAAAUGGAAAUCCCGUUGCCUUUGGAUAAACUUUCUCUUCCACCAAUACCCAAUGGAGAUAAAAUUAAUGUAGUUUUAGUAGCCACUGGAAGCUUCAAUCCUCCUACUUUGAUGCACUUACGCAUGUUUGAACUGGCUAGAGAUGCGUUGAAUUCAGAUGGGUUUUGUGUUAUAGGAGGCUAUAUGUCACCUGUUAAUGAUGCAUACAAGAAAAAGGGCCUUAUAGCUGCAGAACAUCGUAAUGAGUUGUGCAAUCUGGCCUGCAAAAGUUCUGAAUUUGUCAUGGUUGAUCCUUGGGAGGCAAAUCAAAGCUCUUUUCAGCGCACUCUAACUGUUCUGGCUCGAGUCAAGAGCUUCCUGACUGAGGGUGGACUGAUACCCAAGGAAACCCUUAAAGUCAUGCUUGUUUGUGGUUCUGAUUUACUUCAAUCUUUCAGCAUUCCUGGCUUUUGGAUUCCUGAGCAGGUUCGAAGCAUAUGCAAAGAUUAUGGUGUGGUUUGCAUUCGCAGAGAAGGACAAGAUGUUGAAAAAAUCAUCAAUGAUGAUGAAAUUUUGAAUGAAAACAGGGAUAACAUUAAAAUUGUGGAUGAAAUUGUACCAAACCAAAUCAGUUCAACUAGAGUGAGGGAAUGUAUUUCAAGAGGAUUGUCUAUAAAAUAUUUGACUGUAGAUGAAGUGAUUGAUUAUAUCAGAAAACAGCACCUGUACUUGAACUCAGAUGAGAAAUGAAGAUCAACUAACUGAUCAUAUUCAUAAUUUUUAAUUCUUAUCUGUAAAGACCAUUGAUGAUUAAAGCUCUGUUUAUCAGUAAUGGAGUAAUUUGUUUUCAUUUGUAUAGGAGCAACAAUUCUAAUAUCUUACCAAUCUGGCAGCCAUUGAUUGAACUGACUCUAUCACUAUUAGAUUAAAGUUUUUAAUCCUUAUCUCUUUUCAU
Molecule: messenger RNA, 1183 nt
Organism: Durio zibethinus
Lineage: Eukaryota; Viridiplantae; Streptophyta; Magnoliopsida; Malvales; Malvaceae
Product: nicotinamide/nicotinic acid mononucleotide adenylyltransferase-like
Biological process (GO): NAD+ biosynthetic process
Molecular function (GO): nicotinamide-nucleotide adenylyltransferase activity; nicotinate-nucleotide adenylyltransferase activity
Source: RefSeq, a predicted model, not a curated record